Aspergillus affinis is the source of this 4638-nucleotide messenger RNA. RefSeq names its product RecQ family helicase MusN. NCBI's taxonomy places the organism in Eukaryota, Fungi, Ascomycota, Eurotiomycetes, Eurotiales, Aspergillaceae. Gene Ontology annotation, biological process: DNA replication; double-strand break repair via homologous recombination. The transcript has 4 exons. The record is from RefSeq and is a predicted model, not a curated record. Gene Ontology annotation, molecular function: four-way junction helicase activity; ATP binding; 3'-5' DNA helicase activity. Gene Ontology annotation, cellular component: RecQ family helicase-topoisomerase III complex; nucleus; chromosome. Bases 1 to 4638 code for a protein of 1545 amino acids.
AUGACUAGACACAACUUGGAAGUCCAUCUCAAAUGGCUUUUAGAUCAAGGCCCGUCUUCCUACACAUCUCUAUCGCCGUCUCCGCGCGUCUCUAGCGACCUCUCCGCCAGCCAGCGUCCCACGGGAGACCCGUCAAUCCCAGCGCCAAUCGCCCCGGUCGGCCAUAUUGCAACGAGUGCCGUAAAUGAUACGGAGUCACUCCAGGAUACCUUUGUGGAUGAUGAUUUGGAAGCCGGCGCGGGGACCGAUUCGGAUAUAAACAUGGCACGGUUACUACUUGCUCCGCAGUCGUCGAGAAAACCCCGUUUGCUCAGUCACCCCAAAGAUCCAAUUCCUGGUGUACCAAAAACUCCCAAUGGUCGCUCAUCCCUCGACACUCCGCAGAGUAGUCGCAAGGUUUUACCACAAACAUCAGCCAAAGGCAGUCAAAGCGCGCGCCCGUCAAUUUGUGCCCCCAACCCGCCAGAGGCUACGCCGUUACAAGCGAAAUCCCCUUUCGACGAUUUUGAUUCUCCGUUUCUUGAUCUCGAUACGGUCGACUUAACCGGCGACUUGGACCAGACUACCUCGUCGGCAGCCGCCGAUGAGUUCGGCGAAUCUCGACGUGUAUGGACCGAAGAUGCUGCGUUGCGCACGGACCCCGUGGAGAAGCGAGGGAAGAAACGAAAGAGCGACGAGUACACCUCCGAUCUUCGCUCACCGAGGAAGCAUGCCCCGAAAGUGCGGUCGCCAUUGAGCACAGUGGACGACGUUCCUUCGCGCUCCAACUCAACACGGACUGUCAAGAGCCCACUCUCACGCCCAGUCAAGCAUGACCUGAGUUCUCCUUCGAAACGACCUACACUCGACCUUUCGCGACCUCAAAGCAACCUUUCAAGAGAUGUUAUUGCCGAUUCCGACGAAGAUGGCGAUGAGAAUCUGUUUGAUGAUUGGGAAUGUGAAGAUGAAUACAUGGUACCUGCCACCAGCGAGGUUUUGUAUCCGAUUCUGCCCAAGGACGAGGAUAUUGCGGAUGCCGAGGACAACAAGAAGCCCGCAAAGCGGCGAACGCCUAAAUCUCCGGUCAAGCCGGUGGAUACUAGUGCACGUUCGAGUAGUGAAGGAAUUCAAAGUUUUGGGAGGCCUUCCGACGUGCCCUCUUCCAGUAUUUCAGGCGCCCCGCCUAAGAAUGAAGAUGUCGUCAAGUUCCUAGCCUCCCCUGUGGAUUUGCUAGACGGGCAGAUAGCAUCACUUAGGGAUACGCUUACACGGAAUGCUGAAAUUGUGUACGAACAGGCAAUGAGAGGUGAAACUGCACCUGGGUUGAUUGCAGAAAACAAGAGCAUCACCGACCGGAUCGAAGCCAUUGAGUCGUUGAAGCUGAAAAGGGCUGAAUAUGAGGCCUGUGAAAUGAAGAGGAAGGAUCUCAAGAAGACCCUGAUGCAAGUGAUAUCACAAGGUGGCAGUCCAGAAUCGUUGCCACGGGAAUUAAAAGAAAGUCGGGAAAUGACUUCCCGCGCCGAGGAGAUGGAAGCAGAUAUACAGAGUCUCCUUUUGCGCGCUGGUGAUCUACCAGCCCAUUCCGUGCCAAACAAUAGUAACAUUGCGCAGCGUGGUUUGGAUCGAAACAACCUAUCACUUCGGGAGACCAAGUCUCCUAGCAUUAGAGAGAAAUUUGGACCGAGGCACUCAGAGUCUGCUGGCAGCUCGCUGCUUCGGCCCUCCGUAGGAUCUACCUUUAACUACAACACUUCCCGAAGCGAGAUCUCAGCACCUCCUCUCAAUGCACACAAGAGGACUACCAAUGGGAGCGCGGGACUGGGUAUCUUUGACUACGACGAUCCAAUGAUGGAUGACGGUGAUGAUGCUUUCACUAGGACGAUGGGAUCGCCAAUUUUCCAAAAUGAUCCUAUCGACGAGUUUGACUUGGACGCCGAUGAUGACGAGAUGCUGGAGGCUGCAGGUUACCUGGAUGUGAAUCACACAGUUCCAUCUAACAGUCAUGAGGCCCCGCCCCGAAAGGUCUUUGCCGAAACAUCUGCAAACGCUCUUCGCCUUCCGUCUCCUCAGAAGUCGCAAAGCCACACUGCGUUGUGGGACCAGCAUUCGUGGUCUAAGGAUGUGAAAAAGGUUCUGAAGGACAGAUUUCAUUUGCGUGGCUUUCGGCUUAAUCAACUGGAGGCUGUAGACGCAACGUUGAGCGGGAAAGACGUCUUUGUUUUGAUGCCCACUGGUGGAGGCAAAUCCUUAUGUUACCAACUUCCUUCUGUGGUGACCAGUGGCGCCACCAAGGGAGUGACACUAGUGGUUUCCCCAUUGCUAAGUCUCAUGCAGGAUCAGGUGUCUCAUUUACACCGCAACGAAAUUAAAGCAUUUGUGAUGAAUGGCGACACCCCAACUGAUGAGCGAAAAUGGAUUAUGAGCACGUUAGCUAGUCCGAGACCAGACAAGCAUAUUGAGCUGUUGUACAUCACGCCGGAAAUGCUAAGCAAGAACCAAAUUCUGACCCGGAUAUUGGAGCGGAUGAAUGAAGCGCACCGACUUGCGCGUAUCGUCGUUGAUGAGGCACAUUGUGUCAGUCAAUGGGGGCAUGACUUUCGCCCUGACUACAAAGAACUUGGGGAGAUUCGAACUCACUUGCCUGGGGUACCAAUGAUGGCCCUGACUGCCACUGCCACGGAAAACGUCAAAGUGGAUGUGAUUCAUAAUCUCAAAAUGGAAGGCUGUGAGGUGUUCACACAAAGUUUCAACAGACCGAACUUAACCUACGAGGUGUUGCCAAAGAAGAAGGGUGCCAGUCUCUUGGAGAGUAUCGCAGAUACUAUCAAGACAUCCUAUCGAAACAAGUGUGGGAUUGUUUAUUGCCUCUCGCGCGAUUCUUGUGAGAAAGUUGCGAGUACUCUGCGGGAUGACCAUGGGAUCAAAGCCGAGCAUUAUCACGCGGGUCUCAAGUCUCAGGAACGUACUGUGAUCCAACAACGUUGGCAGCGUGGACAGACUCAUGUCAUCGUCGCAACGAUCGCUUUCGGCAUGGGGAUUGACAAACCGGAUGUGCGUUUCGUCAUCCAUCACAGCAUUCCGAAAAGCUUAGAGGGCUACUACCAAGAAACUGGUCGUGCUGGUCGCGAUGGCAAGCGCUCUGGCUGCUAUCUCUACUACUCUUACGGAGACGUCAACCCCAUUACUCGGAUGAUUGAUGGGGGCGAUGGGAGCAAGCAGCAGAAAGACCGACAGCGCCAGAUGUUGCACAACGUUGUCCAAUACUGCGAGAACAAGUGCGACUGCCGACGAGUACAAAUACUUGCCUAUUUCAACGAGUAUUUCCGCCCUGAGGAUUGUAACGCCGCUUGUGACAAUUGCAAGUCUGAUGCCGUGUUCCAACUCCGCGACUUUUCUCAGCAUGCGGCUUCUGCAAUCAAGGUUGUCAGGCACUUCGAGAGAUUAGGCGAGAAUGUCACUAUGUCAUACUGUGUCAAUAUCUUCCGCGGCAGUGUGAAAAAGUUCCGGUCUCCUCAGCACAGGGAGGCUCCAGGCUACGGAGAUGGGUCAUCAUUGGAGAUGGGAGAGGCCGAGCGACUAUUCCAUCGUCUGCUCGGCGAAGGAGCUUUACAUGAAGAGAAUGUGGUCAACGGUAGCAAAUUUGCUAAUCAGUAUAUCAAGCCAGGGCGGCGUGCUGCUGAAUUCGCAAACGGUUCUCGCAAGUUGCAGCUUCAUGUCAAGGUUUCGGCAAAUGGAAAGGGAAAAAGACCUCGAGGCGAUUCCGGGAAAGAUGAUUAUCCACAAUCAACCAAUAUCUCAUCGCCUGUACAAGCGGGCAACCGGCGCAAUCUCAAUCGCUUUCGAUUGGACAACUCCGACGGCGAUGAUUCAUCUGAUGACGACCGGGAUAGCGAUGGUUUCGAAUCCAUUCGAGUUGCUGGAAGACCGCAACGAAACAAAAAACAUACGCCAGGCCCACCGAUCACCCAAGAUCAUAGGUUUGAACAACUUGAUCCUCUUCACAAGGCGGUUGCAGAAGACUUUAUGGUCUAUGCCAAAAACCAUUGUCAGGAUCUGGUUCUCAAGAAGAGCCUCCGCAAUCAGCCUUUUACUGAUGGUGUUCUUCGCGAGAUGGUUAUUGUGUUCCCUCAAAAUAUGUCGGAGCUUGCUAUGAUUCCCGGGAUUGAUCCGGAUAAAGUAAAUCGAUACGGCGCUCAGAUCCUGAAGCUCGUCCGAGACACACAGCGUCGUUAUGCAGAAUUACGAAAGGAACGUGAUGAUGCAGAUGGCGUUGUUCCUGAUCCCAAUCAUCACAAUGUCAUCAAUCUCAGCAGCGACAGCGAAGAAUACAAUGAUGGGGACCUCUUGGAUCAGGCCUCGAAUCUGGACAUAGAUGAGAAUGUUUCCAGCCGAUUCUUCAUCACGCAGCCAGUCCCAAGCAAUGACUCCGACGAUGAGCAGGCUGGCCCUUCGGGCUCGAAUGGGUUCAGGGGUCGGAAGCGUCAAACCAGCAAACGGCCUCGUCGGAAACCUCCCACUACAUCUCGCUCUGGAACAAAAACGCCGAGGCCCAGAAAGAAGGCUAGUAGUAGCCGCUCCGACAGUCGUCCGUACUCUCGGAAGACUUCGUCGAAAACGAAGGAGCCGACGGCCUCCCGAAUAGGGAUGAUGCCUAUCUAA